AUGGGGUUCAUUGAUGAGGCCAGCAUGGACGACGAGCUCCGACAGUAUCUCAAAUGCUGCGAUGCUGCUCGACGCCACUACUGCUCCAAGAAAAUGCGAAAGGAGCCAGUGGCCAUUGUCGUUGAGAUCCAGUACAUGCUGCAGUGUUACUUCGACAUGCGGAAGUAUACGCAUACCUGGUACAAAAUCGUUGAGAACCUCAGCUCCCACCCAGUCUUGGCCGACGGCAGGCGACUCGGCAGGUCCGAGGUCGGCAAGCUUUCGGUCGGCGGGUCCCUUGAAUUCAUGGCUAAGGACGGAAGCCUCUUGGAAUUCAGGCUGCGAACAGCGCAGCAACGCUGGAUUCAGAUACGAAGCGAAGCGAAGCGUUUCCUUUCCAGCAUGGCGGAUCCCAGUGGCUACUACGCUGUCCUUGGCGUGUCGCAGACGGCGAGUGAGGCGGAUGUGAAGAAGGCUUAUCGGAAGGAAGCUUUGAAGUGGCAUCCGGAUAAGAACCCUGACAACAAGGAGGAAGCCGAGAAAAAGUUCAAGGCCGUUGCAGAGGCCUACGAGGUACUGUCUGACCCCCAGAAAAGAGCAGCCUACGACCGUGGCGAGGCGUUCGAUGGAAGUGGCAUGGGUGGGUUCCACUCUGGAUUCAACGGGGAUGCUUUCAGUGUCUUUGAGCAGUUCUUCGGUGGCCGCAAUCCAUUCGCCGAAAUGGAUCGGAUGUUCGAAGAGAUGCACAGGGGCUCCAGGUCUGGGUCUGGGUCCGGGCGUGCGAGGUCCAGCUUCGGAGCCUUCGACGACCCUUUCUUCUCGGGUGGCUUCGGCGGUGGUGCCGGUGGUGCAUCCUUCAGCUCUUUCAGCAGCUCCAUGGGCGGCGGGAGUGGAGGCAUGAUGACCAGCACGACGACCACCACCAGGAUUGUGAACGGUCAGAAGGUCACAGUCACCGAGAAGACGGUCCGCAAGCCGGAUGGUACGGUCGAGACCACAAGAAGCGAGUCCAAAGGGGAUGGAAACGGCGCAAGCGGUGCAGGAAUGCUCGGCUCCGGCUUCGAUAGCUUCUUUGGAGGCAGCAACCUUUCGGCCUCGGAUGGUGAGCUGCUGCCGAUGCCGCGGAUGCAGGCGGCUCUCUUGCUAGAGGCGUGGCAAGAUCCUGGGCGCUUGUUUCGAAUUCGUUUGGAGAUCCGAUACGCGAAGUGUGCUGAAGCGCACUUCUGUUCUGCUGGUUCGACCUUGGUUUUCCUUAACGAACAGGUGCGAACCGCGAGUGGACAGGUCUAA
Symbiodinium necroappetens is the source of this 1269-nucleotide messenger RNA. The record is from the annotation of a GenBank genome assembly. Lineage: Eukaryota; Dinophyceae; Suessiales; Symbiodiniaceae.